Molecule: messenger RNA, 1869 nt
Organism: Zophobas morio
Lineage: Eukaryota; Metazoa; Arthropoda; Insecta; Coleoptera; Tenebrionidae
Exons: 4
Coding region: 1-1869 (622 amino acids)
Cellular component (GO): nucleus
Molecular function (GO): DNA binding
Source: RefSeq, a predicted model, not a curated record
AUGCUACGUAAUUUGAGGUUAACUGGCGAGAUGGUCUUCAUGUUUGAGCAAACUGUUGAAACAGAAAUGGGUCCUUAUCGGAGAAAAUCAUCUCGUCAAUCAUGGAGUGAACAGAAUAUGAAAGAAGCUAUUCUCGCGGUUCGUGGUAAGAAAAUGGGUUGGCUCCGAGCGUCGAAAAUAUAUUCUGUACCAUCCACGACACUACGUCGACAAGCGAAAAUUGCAGAUGGCUGGAGAAAGGGUUACCUAGGCGGUCGUAAAAGCACGUUUGAUAAAAACUUAGAAGAUGAAAUUGUCGCCCACGUAAAAAAUCUAGAAACUAGAUUAUUUGGUAUGUCUACAAAUGAUAUACGAAAACUGGCUUAUCAAGUGGCCGAAGCAAAAGGUUUAUCACAUAAAUUUUCUGCAGCUAAAGAAAUGGCCGGCUGGGAUUGGUAUAAAGGUUUUAUGCAACGAAAUCUUUCAUUAUCGUUAAGAACACCAGAAGCUACUUCGGCUGCACGCGCCAGAGCCUUUAAUAAACCCCAAAUAACAAAAUAUUUCAAAUCUUUACUUGAAACCCUUGAAAAGUAUGACUUCCAACCAAAUCAAAUAUGGAACGUCGACGAAUCGGGCUUGUCAACAGUGCCAUCUAAAAAUGCAAAAAUUAUUGCUACCAAAGGUAGGAAGCAGGUCGGCAUAUUGAGCAGCGCAGAACGAGGACAACAUCUUACCGUUGUGUGUUGUAUGAAUCCACUAGGCAUAUAUAUUCCCCCAGCUUUCAUUUUUCCAAGGAAAAAUAUGAAGCAGGAAUUGUUGGAUCACGCGCCCACAGGUUCAACAGGUUUUACUCAAGAAAAGGGGUGGAUGACUGGAGACAUCUUUUUGAAAUGGCUAAAGCAUUUUGUCAAAUAUGCAAAGCCCACAGAAGAGGAACAAAUUCUGCUUUUAGUCGACGGCCACGGCAGCCACAAAGACUUGAACGUUUUGAACUACGCAAAACACCAUGGAAUUAUAAUGUUUUGUUUUCCUCCCCACUGUACUCAUAGAGUGCAGCCUCUUGAUGUGAGUUUUUAUGGGCCACUCACUAGUUUUUACAAUCAAGAACUCAUCAGUUGGUUAAGGAAUCAUCCUGGAAGGGUCAUAACACAUUACCAAGUAGCAGAAAUAUUUAAAACAGCUUAUAAUAAAUCUGCGACGAUAGAAAAUGCUGAAAAGGGUUUUGCUGCAACAGGAAUAUAUCCGUUUAACAGUGAAGUAUUUCCCGAUUGGAUGUUUACUCCAUCAGAGGUUACAAAUGUUGAUUUAAGCGACAAUGAAACUUCCUCACAAGGAACUGAAAAUGCUGAACAAAUUCGGCCUAGCACAUCUGCAACGUCACAGUUAUCAGAAACACUAGAAAUAACAAAGUCUCCCAAUAAGGACAUUUCCAUUGAAGACAUAUCAACUUUACCUAUUGCUGAACUUGCCAAAAAUAAAAAGAAAAGAAGAAAAGGCAAACAAGGUGUGUUAAACGACACGCCAAAUCUUGAGGAAGCUAAAAAAGUUGAAUCCGAAAAAAAAAACAAACAGAAAAACUCGCAGAAAACUGCGGUUCGAAGAGUUACUAAAAAUUUAUAUUUUGGAGAAAGUGACGAUGAACGUUUAGAGACUGAUGAUGAAGACGAUCCAGCGUGUAUAUUUUGUAAUGAAUUAUACACUGUUUCCAAAAGUGGCGAAAUGUGGAUUCAAUGUCCCAGUUACCCCUCAAAAAAAGACGCUUUGGAUAAGUGGGCCCCUCUUCAACUCGUGAGGGUGUACGAAACAAAGACUCAUAAAGGAGCAGAUAGAGAUGGGUACACCACGGAAAUAUUACAAGAGGCUGCACAGACUGUAAAAGUAAAACAAUGA